AGCACUUUCCUUGGAAAUGUCCUUUUCAUUUUCGAAGUUUCCUCCAAUUCUCUCGCAAUUUCCCCGUCUUUUUGACCCGCCAGUCUCGACCGGCGACCGCCACAGACGAACGCCGGCAACCGUUGAGACAGCGCACUCGGUGAGUCUGGCAAGACUCAAAUCGCUAGCGGUGUUUUCCGCUGUCGCAUUUCUGUCUCUUCUCUCUUUUUGGCAAGAAGUGCCUGUCUCCCUUCGACAAAAGCGCGAGUUCAACGCCGCAUUUCUUGAGGCGUCGUUCCGUGCUGUGCCUGCUGCGCAGAGAUAGACCUGCCUGUAGACCCGAAACCGCACUGCGAGCUCGCGAGCGCGCUCGACCGGCUUUUACCAGUUUUUCGUCUUUGCUUUUCUCUGGAGCGCAGCUGCUCCUCUCCUUCCGCCCGCGAGUCUGUCUGUCCAUGUGGAAGGCGUUGCCACCUGAGGCCAGAAGCAGAGACUUCCGCGCUCUCGCUAGAGCAGAUGCACCGACGGGGAAAUGGCGCGUGUGGCUCGUGUGCAGGAAGCUGUACGUACACCCCAAGUCUUGCGACCUACCGGACCGGCGAGAAAGGGAGACUUGCAGAUGGAGAUCGACGCGCUUCGUGACUAGACUCAACAGGAUUUGUCGGAAGGGACUUUCAUCACCGAUCUUUGUUUCUUUGUCGGUGCCCAGCCGAGCUGCCGCCGUCUCUCUAAGGAACGUUCCAGAAGAGGUUCACAGACGCGUUUGAGAACAGACGUUCUCCAACCUAGAGUGUCCAGACCGUGGUUUCUGUGCAUGCAUCAAUCGUCGCCGAUCCCAACCUGCUCUCCAGUUUGUUUUGUGCCCGCUUUCCUUCCCCAUGGCGUCUCUUCGCUCUCUCUUCUGUCGCUUUAGGCCCUGGCGCGUCUCCUUGGCUCUUGUCUCUGGGAACGCCUUGCCGUUCUCCGCGACCUGCGUUUCGACUUCUUCCUAUUCUCUGUCUCCGUUCUCCUCCACGUUGCCACGCGCGUUCUUCUUCACCUCUCGUGGUGCUUCCCAAGUGUCUUUUCCACCGCACUCUCUGUCCUUUUUCUCGCUGCCCUCAACUCCUGCUGCCUUCGUUUCGUCUGUCUCCAUUUCUGUCUGUUCUCCUUCUACCUCUUCUUCCCUUUCAUCUCAACAGCCUUUCCGUACCCAGUCCUUUUUUUUCGCUUCCGUUCCACGCCCUUGCUCUCUGCCUUCUGUCUCCUCUUCUGCUCUUCUCUCCGCUGCCCCUUCCCUCGCUUCUUCCUCACAUCCUUUCUCUGCGUCUUCUUUGGCGUCGCGCGUUUUCUCCUCUUCCCGAGAGCGCAUGCGGUACGACGUGGUGGUCGUCGGAGGCGGCCCUGCAGGUCUCGCGGCGGCAAUUCGCGUGAAGCAGCUUUGCGAGACGGCAAACGCGUCUUUGUCUGUCUGCGUGAUUGACAAGGGAGGUGACAUUGGGUCGCACAUUCUCUCUGGGAACGUUUUCGAGCCUCGCGCUCUGGAUGAACUCUUCCCUGCCUGGAAGACGAACCUGUCGCCUUCUACUGUCUCCUUCUCUCCCGCAGCCGAGGAGGCUGGAGGCGUAGCUGCCGCCGCGGUCUUCCUGCAGCAGGGCCUGGAGAAGCUGAGGGCGCUGUGGGGCGAGCUGCACACGCGUGACGCGAAGCGGGAGAGAAGGCAGGGGACAGAGGACAGGGCCGCCGACGCAGGCAGAGAAACAGAAGAGAAGAGAGACGCGGAGGGUGCCCGAGCCGCAGACAAGACAGACAGAGUCGACAGAGGGGUCGGGUCGGUCUCUGAGCAUCCCCCGCAGGAUGGAGAUGCAACUGAGAAGAAGUCGGGAAGUCGGAGACGGAACAGAGACGAAGACGCAGCGGAAAUUGUCGACAACGUUUUGCAGUCGCUGAGAGACAAGCACCUCGACGAGACGGCAGUCACGGCCUCCGCCUCAGCUGCAGAACAGGGAAUCCACGAAGCGGAAGACAGAUGCCGCAACGCCGGCCCAACUGCCGCACAGGCUGUACGUACAGCCGGCGGCCCGCCAGUUCGGACGCUCGCGACGGAGGACGAAGUCCUCGUGUUUCUCAGCGGAGCAAAGGCGCUCUCCCUCCCCGCCUGGAUCCUGCCUGCAGAACUGAAGAACAAAGGAAAAAACUACGUUAUCAGUCUGGGACAGCUCGCCCAGUGGCUUGCCGCAGUCGCCGAAGAACACUACGGAGUCGAAAUCUACUCAGGCUUUGCAGGAGCAGAUUUGCUUGUCAAGACUUCACCUCAUUCGGACCCACUCCCGUUGUCUGCUUUUCGCGUCGACGUCUCUUCUCUCCUAGCGGAAUCUUCUUCCCAUCAUUCUCCUGCCUCUUCAUCAUCUUCGUCUUCUCCAUCUGUUGAGUCGUGUCUGUCUUCUUCCUCGACUGCGUUUGCGCUUCGACCCGCAGACGGGCGACCGUACGUCUGCGGUGUACGUACAGCCGACAUGGGGGUGAAGAAAGACGGAACACGGGGAUCCGCUUUCGUCCCUGGCGUAGACCUACUCGCGCGACAAGUUAUAUUAGCUGAAGGCUGUCGAGGCUCACUUGCCGAGCUGGCGACUGAGGCCUUCGAUCUACGGGGGGAUUUUCAGAAACAGCGAAACGCUGUAGGACAGAAGAGAGUCGAGGCCGAAAAAGAAAAGAAGAGUACUCAAGUGGAGAAGCCGCUUCUGCCCUGUCCUCCGCAGUAUGGACUAGGCCUGAAGGAAAUCUGGGAAGUGAAGGGAGAAAACUAUUGCAAGGGGAAAGUCGUGCAUGCAAUGGGGUGGCCACUGGGCCUGAGAAACUACGGCGGAGGCUUCCUCUACCACGCAGGCGAGCCCAAUCGCAUCCUCGUUGGGUUCGUCAUCGGUCUGGACUACAAAAAUCCUUAUAUAAACCCCUACGAGGAAUUCCAGAGAUGGAAGAAACAUCCGCGAAUCGCCUCAGUCCUCACAGGUGGACGCUGUGUGGCUUACGGCGCGAAGUGUCUCAGCGAAGGCGGUUUCCAAGCUAUUCCUAAACUCACGUUUCCUGGAGGUCUCCUCGUCGGUGACUGCGCCGGUUUUCUGAACUCCGUCAAACUGAAGGGUACGCACCUGGCGAUGAAGAGUGGGAUGGUCGCCGCUGAAGCUGUCGUAGAUGCCCUUCUUCCCUCUUAUCCGUCGUCUUCUUCUCCUCCUUCUCCGUCUUCUCCUUCUCCCUCUACCUCGUCGGCCUUCUUGGAUGGAGCUGAGGAGAAAGGGGAGGAGGCGAGAGAGAGAGAGGGGAGAGACGAGAGAGAAGCAGAAGGAUUGGAAGUGGAGGAGUAUGAGCGUCGUUUGCGGCGCUCCUGGGCUGUCGAGGAACUGUUCCGGAUCCGGAACGUGAAGCCAAGCUUCAGGUGGGGUUUGCUCUCUGGCCUCGUAGGGACGUUCUUGCAUGCGCGACUGACGAAGGGAAGAGAGCCCUGGACUCUUCGUUGGAACAGACACGACAGAGAACAGACUGAGGAAGCUUCGCAACACAAACCGAUCUUUUAUCCUCCUCACGACGGCUCUCUCACGUUCGACAUCCUCGACAAUCUCGCCCGGAGCGGCACCACGCAUGAUCACGACCAGCCUUCGCAUCUCGUGAUUCGUCACGGCAAAGAGCGCGUCCCCGUCGAUGUGUCACUGCGUCGCUUCGCGGGGCCUGAGAGCCGCUUCUGUCCAGCCAAGGUCUAUGAGUUCGUCGAGACGGAGGAGGACGAGACAACAAGCUCUCAGCUGCCAGAGACGGCGACGGGAGCAGGGAGCAGCAAAGCCAGCGAUGGAGGUGGAAGAGGGAAAAGGAAGGAAAGAGGAACGUCGACGAUGAGACUUCAAAUUAAUGCACAGAACUGUCUUCAUUGCAAAUGCUGUGCAAUUAAAACAACUGAAAACUUCAUCGAAUGGCGUGUUCCCGAGGGAGGGGGAGGGCCGCGCUACUCCGGUAUGUGAGAUCUGCGGGACUGCAGGGCGCAGACCGUUUUGCCCAAAGUUUUAUUUCUGUCUACGUGUAGUCGUUUGUCCAUUUUUCGAGGCUCGACAGAGAAUCAAACGGCCGUCUGGGAAGGCCUCGCACCAUCGUGUGUCCUAGAUUGACUGCAGGUGUGACGGGAGAAACUCGUCGUUGUCACUACAUUUGAAUAUGUAUUCAUACGUCUUUGUAAAUUCGAAUCAUUCGUUGUUGUGGGAAUCUGAAGAAGAGUUCGUUCAGGGGAACUUUGCAACCCCUUUUGACUGUAGACAGAAAAGUCGAAGACAGAGGACCAAUCGCGUGCUGAGGGAGGUGCAAUCCGAAGGUCGCCUGUGUCGACGAUAGUAGGUUGGCAUCUGCCCAGGUGCAUGUGGACACAAGAACAGGCGCCGUACGGAGCGCAUGAGGGAGCUACUUUCAUAAUCCAGUUUUCCUCGUGAAGAGGACGUGCGACGGAGGCAACGAUGCCGAGAUCAGAAACGAAAACUGUGCGCUUCUGCCGCUUUCCUCGUUGUCGCUUUCAGUCUCUUGCUUGGCGGUCGCAUGCUCCCGCGAAGAAAACGAAAUCUGAGAAGACAGGACUUUCUUGUCAUCUUUAUGCCUGAACGAUUCGAGUUCAACUCGACUUGUGUUCAACUUGUUAAGUAGACGUGAACAGAAAAA
Molecule: messenger RNA, 4650 nt
Organism: Toxoplasma gondii ME49
Lineage: Eukaryota; Apicomplexa; Conoidasida; Eucoccidiorida; Sarcocystidae
Product: electron transfer flavoprotein-ubiquinone oxidoreductase
Exons: 8
Coding region: 858-3968 (1036 amino acids)
Biological process (GO): electron transport chain
Molecular function (GO): iron-sulfur cluster binding; electron-transferring-flavoprotein dehydrogenase activity
Source: RefSeq, a predicted model, not a curated record